Glarea lozoyensis ATCC 20868 is the source of this 624-nucleotide messenger RNA. Its product is annotated as Thioredoxin-like protein. Lineage: Eukaryota; Fungi; Ascomycota; Leotiomycetes; Helotiales; Helotiaceae. The record is from RefSeq and is a predicted model, not a curated record. Bases 1 to 624 code for a protein of 207 amino acids. The transcript is spliced from 2 exons. Gene Ontology annotation, cellular component: cytoplasm.
AUGGCAAACAUAGAUUCCCACGUUGCCUCGGUUCUCGACAAUGAGGCGAACACGCAUUCAGACGAUGAGGAUGCCCUCAUUGCAUCACUUGAGGAUACCCCAGCCCUUGACGGCUUCAGAGAGCAGAGGAUACAACAAUUACACGCAGAAUUCCUACGUGCAAAGUCACAGAAGAGCCAAGGGUUUGGCAAUUAUACAGAAAUAAAGGAAGAGAAAGCCUUGAUGGAUAUUACAACCGAGGUCAAAUAUGCUGUUGUUCACUUUGCGAAAGAAGAUUUUGCCAGAUGUGGGGUCAUGGACAGCCAUUUGGAGAGUCUCGCUCCUAAGCACUUCGACACCAGAUUCUUGAAAAUGAAUGUCGAUAAUGCGCCCUUUCUAGUCGUCAAGCUUAAAGUCCAGGUGCUUCCUUGUGUACUGGCCUUUGUUGACGGGGUUAGCGUGGACCGCAUCGUUGGCUUCGAAGGUCUCUCAUACACCCAAGAUACCUUUACUACAAAAGACUUGGAAGGAAGACUGUUAAACUCGGGAGUAAUACAGAGAGCGAAGGCAACUACAAACGCUGGUAUCAAAUUCGGAGUCAAGGCGCCUAAGAAAGAGGACAGUGAUGAUGAUGAAUGGGAUUGA